AUGAAAAUUCACGUGUUUGUUUACAAUAUUGUAUUUUUUUGUAUUAUUGCUAUUAUUCAAAAUAUUCACGCAGAAAGAUUUUCUCAACUUUCCAAUUCCACUUUUUGGAAUAUAAUUCAAACCAAUCCUAAAUUACCACUUACUACUAAAUCUACUUCUAUUAAUUCCACUUAUCAUAUUAAUGAUACAUCAACAAUAAAAGCUGAAAUUUUUAUUAAAUCAUUUGAUAAUCAAUUUUGUCUUUCGAAUAACAACGGUGGUGAAAUUCAAGUUUGUCCUUGUGAUAAUAAUAAUAUCAAUCAAAAAUGGUCAUUUGAUCAAGAAAAGUCAAAGUUAACCAAUAAUGCUAAUCGAUGUUUGACGAGGAUUGAUAAUCGUUUCGAGUUAAACGAAUGUCAAAAUAACUCUGAUUCUCAAUCUUGGAAUAUAUAUGAUGUUGUUCCAAAUGCAAUUAAGAUUUACGCAAAUCCAUCAUUCUCUGGCAAUUAUACAUUACUUCUCGUCAAUAAUUAUACUUCUCAAGACCUUCCUUAUUCAAUAUUCUCAUCACCAUUUUCCAUCGAAAUACCGACCGGAUUUCAAUUUAUAAUACAAAGAAAUAAUAAUAAUUCAUCAAUUUACACUUCAGACUUGGCAUUUGUUGAUAAGAUUAAUGAUUUAUCAACAACAAUUAUUAUUAAACUUUUACCAGGAAUGAUUGUUUAUGAACAACCUAAUUAUUUUGGGGCCAGUAAAUUUUAUUACGGUAGACAUUUAAUUUCUUCUAAAAUCGGAUCUAUUAUGAUAGACAAUGAUUUUCGUGGUGUAUUAUGGUCCAAUUCUAAUUUUUCCGGGAGUAAUACGGUAUUUUUUGAAGCAAUUCCUAAUUUCUUUGGAAAUAAUGUAGAUGGGUAUGUUUACGGUGAUACUACAUGCCAAAUUAGUGGAGGUUGUGGAUUUGGUGGAUUUUGUGGAUCCAAUAAUGUUUGUGAAUGCUAUGCCGGUUUCGGUUUUGAUGGUGAUGGUAAACGAUGUGAUCAAUGUCAACCAGGUUUUUGGGGACCAAACUGUACAGUAUGUGAAAAUGGUACUCGUGAAAAUAAUAAUUGUAAAUGUAAAAAAGGUUGGAAAACUGGUACCGAAGGAAAAUGUACAGAAUGUGACAAAGGAUUUCAUUUAUUUGAGAAUGAUUGUAUAUCAUGUCCAUAUGGUUGUGAAACUUGUGAUGGGGACGGAAAAUGCAAUGAAUGUAAAUCGGGAACUGGUUGCGCUCCGUGUGAUAGUUCUUGUGUUAGUUGUUUUAGUGGUGGUGAAUUUGGCUGUUUAUCUUGUUCUAAUGGACGUGUUUACUCUAAUGGUCGUUGCGUUAAGCCCGCUGAAUGUGUGAAUGAGACUUUCGUUAACUCUAACAAAACCUUUUGUAAUCCAUGUUCGAAUGGAUGUCAGAGUUGUCAUUCCGAGGGGAAAUGUUCAAAAUGUUUCGAGGGAUAUAUUCUGGAUGAAGAAAAAUGUGUUAAAACUUGUCCGGACGGAAAAUUUAAAAAUCAAACUAUUUGUUCAGCUUGUGAUCAAGCUUGUAAUACAUGUAACGGUCCAUCAUCCGAACAAUGUUUAUCCUGCGCUGACCCAAAACAAUCUGCGUAUAAUGGUACAUGUUCAACAACUCCUUGUCCUUCAUCUUAUUUUUUAGUGAAUACAACUUGUACCAAAUGUCAUCCAGAAUGUUUAGAAUGUUCAGGAAUUAAAUCAAAUCAAUGUAAAAAAUGUCCACCUUCUCGUCCAAUAUUAACUCAAGAUAAUUUUUGUGUGGAAACUUGCCCUAAAGGAAAAUUCGUUGAUAGUUCAGGAAAAUGUGAACCAUGUCAUUCAUCAUGUUCUUCAUGUAUUGGAUCUCAAAAAUGUUUUGGAUGUGCAGAGAAAACUAAAUUUUUAGUGAAUGUUAAUUCUAAUGACACAAUUCCUGGACGACAAAGAAAAACCGAAGAGUUUGCAAAGAACAUUGAUGGAAAUGAUGUAAGGAAUAAAAUGAAAGAACUUUUUCCACCAGUAACAAAACAAUUAUCUAAACCUAAAAAAUCUCAUUCAAAAUCAUCACCAAAAUCAUCGUCACCCGAACCAUUAUCAAGAUCGCGUUCAUCAUCAAUAGGAUCAUUUGAAAUGAUUGAUAAGUCAGGAUAUGUAUGA
Messenger RNA from Diversispora eburnea, 2163 nucleotides. The record is from the annotation of a GenBank genome assembly. Lineage: Eukaryota; Fungi; Glomeromycota; Glomeromycetes; Diversisporales; Diversisporaceae.